AUGCGGGGGUUGGGAGGUCAAGUAAGUGUGGCUUACAAAGAUCUAUGUCUGUUUCCAGAUGUGCAAUUGCCGGCAGGGUUUAAGAUGCCCAAGUUUGAUUUGUAUGAUGGGCACGGUGAUCCAGUGGCGCAUUUGAGAGUUUUUUGUAGCAAAAUGAGGGGAGCUGGCGAGAAAGAUGAGUUGCUAAUGGCGUAUUUCAGUCAGAGUCUGAGUGGUUCGGCGCUGGAGUGGUACACUCGGCAGGAUCAUGGAAGGUGGUAUUCAUGGGAUGAUCUGGCACAAGCAUUCGCUUGUCACUUCCAGUACAAUCUUGAGAUUAUUCCGGAUCGUCUGUCUUUGACAAAGAUUGAGAAAAAGCAUAAUGAAAGCUUCAGGGAGUAUGGUUUUCGGUGGAGAGAACAGGCAGCAAGGGUUGACCCUCCAAUAAAAGAGAGUGAAAUGGUGGAUUAUUUUCUGCAGGCCUUAGAACCUACUUAUUACGGUCAUCUGGUGUCAGCUAUAGGCAAGUCCUUCAAUGAAGUGGUGAAGAUGGGCAGUAUGGUAGAAGAAGGACUUAAGUCAAACAAAAUCAUGAGCUAUUCGGCUAUUAAGGCAACCACCCAGGCCAUUCAGAGUGAAACUGGGGGAGUAAUUGGAAAGAAAAAGAAAGAGGACGUGGCAACGAUUGAUUCGGGAGCUUGGCUGAGACAAUUGGAUAUGCUGAGGCCGAUCGAGUCAAAAUUGCCAAAUCCUCCCCCGAGAAAUCUUGAUUAUUCUGUAAGUUGCGAAUAUUGUUCUGGUGCUCCGGGGCACGACACAGAGAAAUGCUGGCAAUUGAAAAAUGCUAUCCAAGAGCUCAUUGAUACAAAUCGGAUUGAAGUCCAAGCUCCGAAGGCACCCCAACAUCAACCAGAACCCGCUGCCAGCCCAUCAAGAGACAAACAUGAUUGA
Messenger RNA from Nicotiana attenuata, 930 nucleotides. RefSeq lists its product as uncharacterized. Lineage: Eukaryota; Viridiplantae; Streptophyta; Magnoliopsida; Solanales; Solanaceae. The coding region runs from base 1 to 930 and encodes 309 amino acids. The record is from RefSeq and is a predicted model, not a curated record. The transcript is spliced from 2 exons.